Moneuplotes crassus is the source of this 1745-nucleotide messenger RNA. The record is from the annotation of a GenBank genome assembly. Lineage: Eukaryota; Ciliophora; Spirotrichea; Euplotida; Euplotidae.
AUGGAUCUCAAUUCAAAGCCUGGUUCUAGUGCAAGUUAUUAUCCUCAAAAAGGAUUGGAAGGGGUUCUGACACACCUUAAUUGUCAACAAAAGCUUGAGUUUCCCUCAUCUAAGCCUCUAUAUCUCACAAAUGUGAGUCGGCGGAGAAUCAAAAGCAGGAAAUUGAAUAAUCGGACACGGAAUUCGAAAAUGAACCAGAGUUUUUCAAUACGGAAAAAUCGACUAAGAAAUCAAAACAGAAGUCCAGAUCCUUACUCUGAGAAAGAGAAAAAUCCUUGGAACAAUAAGAGUGCUUCACAUUACAUUAAUUUUCAUCCAACUGAGUCGAUAUACAAAACAAGGAACAAUUUUAGUGCAGAAAAAGGUCAUCAACCGCGAUCAUUGUUUAAUUCAAGCAAUACCAUAUCAGAUUCAACAAAUUUCCAAAAUUCUCAAAUCCAGGUCUCUUUAGAUAAAAUGUCCAGGAAAGAAAGGUGCUCCAAGGCUAACAUCUCAAGCUACAACAUUGAUACAGGAAAAUUGAUAAAAUAAGGCGGAUUCUAAGAUCAAAGGCAUUUUACAAACUCUGCAUGGCCUUAAUGCACCUGCGAAGAGCCUUGCUGGAACUCAUGACAAAUCAAAGAACACUGAAUAUGAAGAAGGAUACAUCCUUAACGCAGGCCGUCCAGGAACCUCAGCUGAGAAAGUGGCAGAGCCUCAGGAUCACCAAUCUAUUUCACAAAGAAAAGCAAGGCUCAGAAGAAACGCAAAAAGCCUAAAUACUUCUUCAGUUGUAAAGAAUGGCUCUAUGCGUCAUAAGGACCUUGAGGACCGUAUUGAGAGAGAUAUUGAGUAUCUCAUUGACAAUCCUUUCAAGCUGAAGAAAUUUGAAGCUAUUUUAGACAACAUCAAACAGAAGCAUAAAUAGCAAAAAAACUGCCAAACAUACUGAGAAUUUUGUGAAGAAGAAUAUCUCCUUCCCUGAAGGGUAUAACCGAGUGAGGAAGACUAGUUACGACCAAAAAGUAUUCCAUGUGAAAAAUAGAAGAUACUACAAAGAAGCUCUAGAUCGAGAGAAGAAGAUCUAUGAUAACCAACGGUGGGAAAUCUUCAGGAAAAAUUGUGAUAGGGAAAAACAGAUGGUUCUAAAAACGAAAAUUAAAUAAAGCCAGAGCUAAGCACAUCUUCACUCUAUACAAUAUAAGACAAGUUUUGAGAAUUCUUCGAAAUGAAGCAUCCAAGAAGAAGGAAGAGAUGGUUUUGAAGAACCGGAUGAGAUUUGCAUCAAAGAAGAUCCACAAAAACUACCAAAAAUCAGCCCUUAAUUUAGCCCCAACACUAUAUGACAGGAAUGUCUCUAGGAUCAGACAAUCUUUAAGCUUCUCCCAUGUGAUUCAGAAUGACUGGUAUGUAGAGAAAGCGUCUCAAUGAGUGCGAUGGAUCUUGGAUGAAGUUUCGUUUAGAAAACACAUCCAGUCUAAAUUCAUUAACUUCACUAAAAGUGUAGCGAUUAUUCAGGUAUUUUACAAGGAAAGAUUACGAAAGAAGAAAGAAAAAGAACAAAGAAAAAUUUGGGAGGAAGCAAGGAAGUCAUAUAAAAAGAAAGGAAAAUCAAAGAGACAUAAGAACAGGAAAUUCUCCAGAGCUUCUGGGAAGUCUGUCCUCUCCAAGAAAUCAUUGAGUAUCAAGCGUGAGAAAGAGCCUCAGAGUUCGAUCUUUUUAAGUGAAAUCCCCUAACAGAAAUGGCACUUAAAUAAUCAAAUUCA